Messenger RNA from Endocarpon pusillum Z07020, 840 nucleotides. RefSeq lists its product as uncharacterized. The record is from RefSeq and is a predicted model, not a curated record. Bases 1 to 840 code for a protein of 279 amino acids. The transcript has 2 exons. Gene Ontology annotation, cellular component: mitochondrion. Lineage: Eukaryota; Fungi; Ascomycota; Eurotiomycetes; Verrucariales; Verrucariaceae.
AUGGCAAACCAUAGAGCAGUCACAGAAAUUCCGCGUUUCCUCCUGCCGAGGAUCACUUGGUCGCAAGUUGUUGCCAAAGGUGCGACAUCGCAGCUGACUCCCAAGGUCCGCACGCAUGUCAAUAGACCUGCUCCUCCACCACUACAUCGACUACCGCAGAUACGCCCCCUUAAUAUAAUAUCUUCCCCCCAGCUGGCGCAUAUUACCCAUCAACGACCAGCCAAGUUUGAACGGCCAAGUGUUCAGCGGAUUCCUGUGCCAGCGAAUGCCCCCCCUAUACGUCACAAUGGCGUUUAUGUUGCAACAUUCAAACCUGCAAAGAGAGCCUUCUCAACCUCACGGUCACACCAGAAAGAUCAUCAUUUUGACACGCUCAAAUUCGUGCAAAGGCUGAAGGGUGAGGGCUUUAGCGAAGAACAGGCAGUUGCAAUGAUGCGAGUGCUGAACGAUGUGAUUGAGGAGAGCAUUCAGAAUUUGACCAGAACGAUGGUGCUGAAAGAGGAUGCUGAAAGAAGUGCAUACACACAGAAAGUGGAUUUUGCCAAAUUGCGAUCGGAGCUCAUGAAUUCCGACUCCACGGAGACACAGCUAACUCGAUCAUCACAUGAGCGUUUAAGCUCCGAUUUGGCAAAGUUGUCCAGCCGCUUACGCGACGAAAUCUCCCGGACACAGGCAUCUGUCAGACUCGAUCUCAAUCUGGAAAAGGGUCGUAUAAGAGAGGAAGCAAACGGCCAGGAGAUGCGGAUCAAGGAAACGGAAGCAAGAAUUGAGCAAGAAGUGGCUGGGUUGAGAGAACGGGUCGAGGCAGUGAAAUUCUCGACGCUCCAGUGGUUAAUGUGA